AUUAGUUGAAUUUAAAGCAAAUAUAAGUAUAUUUUUGUUAAUAUAUUAUAUAUGAGAGAAGUACGUCGGGGCGAGUUACGAAUGGCCAAAGGAGGCGGUUACUGCAUUUUAUGUAGCAGCACCGCAGCGUUGGAAGGGGCCAAUUUUAGAAACCAAAUGCGAGGAAGGAGCACGAAGAGGUUUGGGCUGCCGUUGCUGCUGAAUUAAAUGCAUUGGGAAGGUCCCACAAGUCCCCUAAUCAGUGGAAAAAGGUAAAACUAAAAUAUUCUUGUGUAUAGCAUUACAAUUUAUAUAUGUGUGUUGGUUUUUUUUUAGUGUUGGAUAGACUGGAAAUCGGCAGUCAAGAAGCAGCACAAUGCCCACAGAGCGUUCGCCAGACGAACUGGAAACCUGCCGUUGCAGGACGGUCCAAACCCGUUGGAUGCCAUGGACUGGGAAAUUCUGGAGUUUUUUUCCAGCGACAUGGUGGACGGUGAUGGGCUCACUCCGGAAAUUGGUUUGUCGACAACUGCUGAAAUGGUCGAUGUUCCCAUUGAGGAUGAGGGUGAUGCUACUACCAACAUUGGGUUGGACGAAUUCUAGGCAAACGCGGACAGUUUGGACAUCUUCGAAGUGGAGGCACUUGAAGAGGUUGCAAUGGGUCAGGUGCUUGAGGUUGUGCCAAACAAACAGCAACCCAAACAACGCACAAAUCAAACUGGGUGGAAGAGGCGAGCAGUCUCAUUGAAAAUCACCAUGCGCAGCUGAAAGAGAUUUUGGAGAGACAACACA
This is a messenger RNA of Bactrocera tryoni, 771 nucleotides long. RefSeq lists its product as uncharacterized. The coding region runs from base 356 to 727 and encodes 123 amino acids. The transcript has 3 exons. NCBI's taxonomy places the organism in Eukaryota, Metazoa, Arthropoda, Insecta, Diptera, Tephritidae. The record is from RefSeq and is a predicted model, not a curated record.